Messenger RNA from Etheostoma spectabile (orangethroat darter), 2681 nucleotides. It is a transcript of the gene c13h21orf91, whose product is annotated as chromosome 13 C21orf91 homolog. Bases 160 to 1032 code for a protein of 290 amino acids. The record is from RefSeq and is a predicted model, not a curated record. NCBI's taxonomy places the organism in Eukaryota, Metazoa, Chordata, Actinopteri, Perciformes, Percidae. The transcript is spliced from 5 exons.
UUACAGAAACUAGUGGUUCAGUCCGCUGAGAGGGGAAAGAGGUUCCUGUUUCUGGCCGUGAGGACGCGCUCGGCUCGCUGUGGUGGAGGAGAACCGAGAGGUCCACGGUAUACUCCGCAGACGCAGCGGCAACGUUACUCUUCAACAUAACGAAGCACAAUGGAUGAAGAGGAACAGUUUGUGAACAUCGAUCUGAAUGAUGACAAUAUCUGCAGUGUUUGCAAGCUAGAGACGGAAACAGGGACCAUGUCUUUCUGCCAUGUCUGCUUUGAACUCAGCAUAGAAGGCGUCUCCUCUGCUACCUUGUUGCACUCAAAGUCUUUGCGCGGCCACAGAGACUGCUUUGAGAAAUGCCACCUCAUCGCCAACCAGAAGCUGUCACGGUCCAAGGUCUCCCAAAGUGCCUACGAGGGCAUCAAGCUGGCCUUCAGCCAGAAAUUGAACCGCAUCAUCCAGUAUGCCCAGAACAAAGACUCUGUCUCCUCCACCGGCCCCAGCAGACGAGGGGCCAAGCUUCUGUGUUAUAGCCAGCAGAGUGACCGCAAGCUGCUGCACCAGUCGGAUGCCCAGGUGCCCCGCUACACGCCCUGCUGGGACAGGGGCAAGGCAACAGGGCUGCCUGAUUACACCAUGGGGAUGUUGGAGUGCCACACAGUGGAGGAGCUGGGGCGGCUGCAGGAGUCACAAUCUGACAGCUGGAAAGGUCUACACAGCCAGAACCAAUUGUCAGGAGGAGGACAGAGACGGCACAGGCACCUGGGCCACAGCAGAGAGGAAUUGACUAAAAUGAGUGUGGACCAGCUCCAUCAGCUGAACUCCCAGCUACUGAUGCAGAUUCAAAAGGUCUUCGAGGAGCUGACUGGGGCAGUGCAGGAAAAAGACUCGUUAGCAUCGGAGCUGCACGUGCGUCACAUCGCCAUCGAGCAGCUCUUUAAGAACUGUGCCAAGCUGCCCUGGCUGAACAUUAGCAGGGCCGGGGUCAAGGCCAGCAGCAGCAGCAGCGGCGGUGGAGGCGGCGGGCCUGUGGAGUGAGGUGGGGCUUCUGUUCUCUCUGCAGCUGUCCAGGAAACUAGACAAACACUUCAAAGAGCCUUUAUACAUAUUGAGUGACUUCUCCGACACUGUGGUGACGUUGAGUUGUUGGAUCUGCUUUAGAGCAGCAUUUAGGGCUGGCUUGACACGGCCUCUGUUCUCAUGCUUGCAGUGAUGAUGCGAGGAUUAAUGUUUGCAGUACAAAACAUGUUAAUACCAGGUGGAAUGGGGCUCGGAGUAUCCUGGCCCCGGUACACGGUGAGGACAUGUUCACAUUGGGCACGAUCCUUUACCUUAAAAUAGACUUGUACAGAAAUGGUUGCAGCUUUUAUUUUAUUGUUUGGUUUGUGUUUAACAUUGCUGUUUCAAUUGUUUUCAUUUUGUGUAGAUACAUUUUCAAGUUAUUUUUUUUACCCUCCAUGUCAGACGUGGAUAUUCAAAUAUGGGUUUUAGCACUGCUUAAUACUCCUCUAUAUGUUAUCUGAUGGUUCUCUUUCGAAAGUAGAAGUAGAGGAUAUUCUAACGUGGCUCGGUGCAGGAUACUUGAUGCAGAUAAGCUGGAUGCUGUCUGUCGUAGUUAUAGCACCAGCCACCGGCAGCAGCAGUGUCGGAUUACUGCUUUAAUGUAAAGCGUGAUCGAGGUUUUAGCUUUUUCUUGCGGCUGCACACUGGCAAUAUAAUGGUAGGAAACACACGUUUUGACUUGCCUUCAAGCUGCCCUAAUAUGACUUGAUAGUUUAUGAAAGCUGUGGUGAUCAGACCGAUUCAACAGUAAUAAAGAAAAUAAAAAAGUGCAAGACAACACCCUUAAGUACCCUAUAGCAUCUCUGCAACAAAGACCAAUCAAAGUGUGAAUGUUAACAGGCAAUACGAGCUUUGCAGGUGUUUGUUUGUGUGGGUGAUAACUAUUUUGGAAGUGUCCAUAAACCAAUACUUUGUAACAGCUGGUUGGCAAGCAGCAAGUGGAAAUAUCAGUUAAUAUACGUGUGGCUUAAAGUGAUAGGUAGUUUGUUUUUAAUUCAGCUUUUGGAUUUCUAGGUACUAUUAUUGCUGGUGAGAUGUACUUGAUUUUUAGCACAGAGCUGUCUGUUGUAUGGCUGUGAAGUCGUAUGUAUGGCUAUACACUGAAUGAGGGCUAUCGGAAUAAGAAAGGUUUAACUAUUGAAAUGAAAAAGAAUCCAGCUGCCAAACCAAAGUGGGUAUUUAUUCUGUAUCACGUGUGAACUGUAAGCAUUGGAUUAUUUUCCAUCAGCAGAGGAAGAUGCAAUACCAAACUGAUGUGUGUGUGUGUGUGUGCGUGUGUGCACUAAUGAACCAUCAGGUUUUUUCUUUAACGGUGUUGAAAUGAAUUGUUUUCAUGGACACACAGCGUAUGUUCUAUGCUUUGUUUUACUUACAGUUUUUCUUUUCCUUUAAUGUGCAGUGUAAACUGUCGUCCUCUCUCCUGUAUUAGUGUGUGACCGCUAAGUUGAUGUCACAGCAGUACCACCAGGAUAGGUAGGGUGACUGGGCCUCUGCAGGUCCCUGACUAUUGUGGAUGCUAUUAACAGUCAGUGUGUUAAGCCUGCAGUUUUGCUUAUUUUGUUAUUCAGGAACCCUAUGCAAGAAAGAAACAAAUAAAUCAGAAGCCUUAUUAAAUAGGAAAUAUC